This is a messenger RNA of Verticillium alfalfae VaMs.102, 975 nucleotides long. RefSeq names its product Amt4. The transcript has 2 exons. Gene Ontology annotation, biological process: biosynthetic process. The coding region runs from base 1 to 975 and encodes 324 amino acids. The record is from RefSeq and is a predicted model, not a curated record. Lineage: Eukaryota; Fungi; Ascomycota; Sordariomycetes; Glomerellales; Plectosphaerellaceae.
AUGCUGGGACCCAAUCCGGCGAUGAUACAGCGCUGCUUCGGCGACAUGGAGGCUCAACAGCUGCCUCUCGUGCUGAUCCAUGACGGCGGGGGAACCUGUUUUGACUACCGCCUCUUGGAGCGGCAAGGCCGUGCAGUGUACGCGAUUCACAAUCCUCGCUUCCGCAGCGGGCGGCCGUGGAAGGGAGGGAUCCGAGAGAUGGCAGGGGUCUAUGUCGAGCUGGUGAGGAGCCUGAUGCCCCAGGGUGGCGCCAUCAUUUUGGGUGGGUGGUCGCUGGGCGGCAUGGUGGCCUUGGAGAUGGCCAAGGUGCUCGAGGGGGAUACCGAGGUCGGCGUGGCCGGGGUGGUCAUGGUGGACAGCGUGGCCCCAAGCGAGCAGGGCGGUCCGACCCGCUCAGCUGCCGAGGCGUGGCUUCCUAAUCAGAUACGAUUACCCGAUCUAAGCAUGUCGUGUCCGGCCGAGAUUCGCGUCGGGGUGUUUCGGUCGCUCAAACAAGCAUCAACGCUCGUCUCAGCGUGGACGCCGCCGACAUGGGACGUUGGCAAUCCAUCGGUUUGGGUUCAGGGCGGCGUCGAGGCUAGCGCUGGCGAGCACACGGUGCCCUGCACCCCCGAUUUCUUGGCAGCGUCGCCGCGGCUGCGAGGGCCUUCCUUGGCAGCUGACGAUGGCGAUGGCGCUAGCGGCCGGAAGUUGACGUUGGAUCUGACAACGACAGAACGGACGAGAGGCAAACGGCAGACCAGGCGGCGACCCAUGGUUGUCCUCUUGCGAGCGAUGGGACGAGUUCCCUCGCCGCGCGGGGUGACGAGCCGCCUUAACCGGCAAAGCGACGAGUUGCAGGGGCCUUGUGGCGGUCGGACGGCGGCACAUGUUCAGCGGCAGAUGCGAAGGAUUCCGGAGCGCCCACCAGGGGCUGACAUGGUUGCGUGGGGGCUGUCGCAUACCGAGACCGAAUUCGAAGGCGAGGUCGAGUGA